GGGGCGAGUUUGCGCCCCACGAGCGGCGAGAGCAGCUAUUUUGAAAGUGACCCCCUCAUUCAGGCAGCGACUCUGCAGCUGUCAGGAAGUAUGACUGAAGAUGACGGAUUCGGUUGUCGUGGAGGGAUAUGCCAGACUCAGAGAUGGAAAAAAGUGGAAAACUAGGUGGCUCGUUCUUCGCAAGCCGUCGCCAGUAGCAGACUGUCUCGUGCUGCUGGUUUUUAAAGACAAGUCCGACAAAGCGCAGGGCAACAAGGAGAGAGCCUGUGUCACCUUGGAGGAGAUCUGCGGCCUGGAAGCAGGACAGUGGCAUGAGGGUGUGGCUUUUACUCUGGUCAUCCUCUGCCUGAACCAGACUGCUCUACUGGGUUUCGACAGCAGGGAGGCCCUGCAGGCGUGGGACGUCCGCCUACGGUACAGCCUAGGAGAGGUUCACAGAUUCAGUGUUGGAGUCUUACCCGGGACUAAGUUGGAGAGCGGACCUGCAACUCUUCAUUUGUGCAACAACUUACUGGCUCUGGCCCGGGACAUCCCUCCUGUUAUUAUUGGCCACUGGAACCUUCCAGACCUGCGCAGAUAUGGACCUGUACCCAAUGGAUUUGUGUUUGAGGGAGGAACAAGAUGUGGCUACUGGGCCGGUGUUUUUCUGCUCUCAUCUGCUGAGAGCGAGCAGAUCAGCUUUCUAUUCGACUGCAUCGUCAGAGGCAUUUCCCCCACCAGAGGCCCUUUUGGACUGCGGCCAGUUUUGCCAGAUCCUAGUGCCAGUCAGACCAAUUCGGAGGAGAAGUUGAACCACGAAGCUCAGGAGCUGGAGAAACGACUGAGUAUGCUCUCUCACAGGAGCAGCACAGCCUCGUCCGCAUACUGCCCGUCUGCUGGGGGAGACGACCGCAGCAUAUCCGGCUCUUCUGACACUUCAGACACCAGCCAGUCGGACUGCAGUAUUGGCAGCCGGCUGGCCAUUUGGACUGAACCGGCGUCCGUUCCAUCUGAAAACGUCGGCCACGUGGCCGCCAAGGUGGCACUACAGAGCAUCGAGAAGCUUUCCGUCAGCCAGGGAGCUGGAAGUCGGCCUGCACCCAAGCCCCCCCGGCAGCUUCAGGAAAUCGGCCGUCAGAGUUCAUCUGACAGCGGCAUUGCCACCGGAAGCCAUUCCUCUUACUCUGGAAGUUUCUCCUCCUACACUGGCAGCCUGGAUAUAACCCCUGGGGAGGACUUUGGGUCUGUUUUCAGCUUGCCUCCCCAUUUGGCUCAAGACCUGAGCCCUUGUACUUGCCCCACUGUUCCUGGACAUGAGUACCAGGUGCCAACAUCACUUAGGUAUCUCUAUGACACUCCUAGGAGUCUUUUACAAGAGGGAAAUGUUGGCCCCCAAGACAAUGAACCCUCUGCUCCAACUAAGGACAAUGCUGCCCCGUCAGGCCUCACAAAAGAGUCAGCAAAGGGGGAUAGAAGCAGAGUCACGACUUGUGAGGGUCACUCACAAACUACUGAAAGACAAUCAAUAAGUGAACAGUCACAGGGUCCUUCACAGGAGAGUAAAAAACACAAGGUAGCGCUCUCCAGUGAACAUCCCGACUCCUGUCACAUCUGCAGCUCUCUCACAUCAGUGUCCAAAACCAUCAUAGCCAUCUGCUUGGUGUGUGGUGGAUUUAAGGGGACAACGUGUAUCCCUGCAAGUGGUUCAGUGAUGGCUGCCAUGACAGAUCAAAGUGUUGACAAAUCAACAUCCAGACCCAGCACUGCCAUUGAAUGCAGUGUGGCAGUGAAGAGAAUUCUGGAGAAAUCCUGCGCUUCUCCUGGCUCUGAAAGCAUCCACAGGAUGAAUGAGGAUUCACCACUGCCAAAAAAAGGAAGAGAGAAAUUAGCCAGUCUCUUAGCUGAUCUGCUAGGCUUUCCAAGUGCGGAUAGGCAACCAGAAGCAAAGACAAACGGAGUGAACUUGUAUGAGUCAAUGAGCCCUGCUUUUGGAAAUGAGCUCAAAUCGGCACCAACUGGUACCCGUGUACCGUUACAAGAUUCACAGCAAGACGGAAGAGCUGUCAUUUAUGAAAACUGUUUGAAGUGUCAGAGAGAGCGCUGCCACCCUCCUCCCCGGGUCGUACCUGCUGAGAUGUAUCAUAACAGGAACAUUUCUGCUUCCCAAAACUUUGCAUCUGGGCUGCACCUGGACAAAAGCCAAGAACAUGAAGUAGCUGUUAAUGAGGAACUGCUCUAUCAAGCUCACAGUGAUGGAUCACAGAGCGAAGACGGGCAGUGUCAAUAUGAAGCGAUGAAUGGGCGCUCAGUUACCAGUGAAGACAAAAGGCUUAAUAGCAAAGAGGAAAGACGCAGAGCUGAUCCUGCUUAUGAGAUCAUGGAGAGUCGGGCACUGGAGAGGAACUCUGAGACAGAAGACAAAAGCAAGUACGAGUUAAUGGGCAGCUGUGGUCAGCAGAGGUUCCUUCAAGAGACUGAAGGGGCAGUGUUCAUUUUCCCCUCUGAGGCACCACUUCCUGAAAGGGCUUGCAGCGAAGGUGUGACAUAUGUGAAUAUUCCUGUUAGUCCCACAUCCAAGAAGCAGCUCAACUACAUGGAGCUGGAGCUGCAGGAACCAGUGCCUGGGCACCGAGGGACUGUCACACAUCUGCCAGCUCAGAGAAAGAGCUCCACCAAGUAUGCCCAGAUUGACAUCACUGCCACAGAGACGGCCCAUAAAGUUGGUACGCAGCACGCCCUGGGUCGGCAGGAGGGCCUGCACACUCUGGAACUGAGAAGAAAGGGGACGCCACAUUGACUCCGUCAUCACUGAACUGUUUAUCUCUGCAAAACGUUUCUGCCCAAGACUGGCCCACCACAGCAAACUGUACAGGUUGCAAGAAAUAUGGCUCUGAGGGUUGUUUUUUUUUUCCCAGUCCUGACUGUUCCUGAAGGAUCCUCUGAGAUUUACUGUGGGAUUCCUUCUCAGAUCUGAUCCAUCUUUUGAAUGCAGAUUUUUUUUUUUUUUUGGAAGUCUCUCAGCCAAUCUUCAUAUACCCUAAUCCCAGCAAAUGUCAUCUGCCCAAUGUCCAUUUUUUUAGAUUCAGUCAGACUUCCUUAUUCACAAAGCGACAGCAAGAUGGAGCCUCCUUGAAAAAGUUUGGCACAGGAUCAGGAUCCACAUUUCAAUCCUUGUCUCUCUUUGUGGACUCGGGCAUCUCAUUAAAUGGCAUUAUGUCAGCCUCGGGCAAACUUGGAGGAAGAUGUGCCAGUCCUGAGCUGAGUCACCAGCCCUGAUAAAAACCCCCAGAGCAGAGGCAUUUCACAGCUCACUCGGGCCAUCCUUAAUAACAUGCAGUGUGCUGUUUUUGUCCUUGUUUGGGAGACCGAGGCAGGGUGGAAGCAGAGAUGUUGUUUAUUCUCAAAAGGAGUUCACACUCACUUAUUCCUCAGUGAUCAGUAAUUCCACAUGAACAGUAGCUGAGCAAAACUCUUUUCACUAUAUUCAAAUUAAGGAAAACUUUUCAUCCAGUCUUACUCAGAAUACUGCACAUUUCAGGCUAGUUCAUUGUUAAAAGAUGUACGUUGAUAUAAGUUAGAGCAGGCUAACUAAUCGCUCUGCAUGAUACUUCCACAUUGUGCAUGGCGACUCUUGUUUGCCUAGGUGUAACUAAUGGAUUUGUGUUUAUCAUAUGAACAGAAUCUCAAUGCUGCUACUGUGUGUUUUUUCUGCUUCACAGUUUAUAUAGACUGAAAUUUACUGUGGAAAAACAGUUCAUAAAUUCAGCAAAACAGAGAGGACACACUGAUUAUCUCUGGAUUUUUUAAAAUUGCUCAUGAACAACAGAUGUCUCCAAAAUUGACUGUCUGGCACUCUUGGCCAUCAUUUUUCAAAAUUAUGUAUUUGAAUUUUUUUUUUUUUUUUUAACUUGAACUCUGAAGUGGUUAAAAUAUCAUCCUUUCAAUUAGUAUUCCUUAUUUUGUGUGCGCCUGGGCAUUUUUACCGAAACUGAAAUUAUAAAAACAUUGUUUUGGGUAGAGCUACUCAUCUUAGUCAAUAUAUUGUUUUUCUGUCAUACUCUUUAUUUUGUUAUUUGUAAAUAUAUUUUAUUUCUAUUUAGGUGAUGAGGAUUGUGUAUUCUAAAAUAUACACGUGAAAUCAUAAUGUAUGUACAGUAAGGAUGUAAUACUGUUUUUCUUGUAAAUUAUUUAUAACUAACUACUGCUUUGAUGUGUGUGCUCAGGUUUUCUAGAGCUGGAUCAUAUAUGGGACUCCCCCCCAUGUACAAUUGUAAACCAGUUUGGUACCAUAAUAUAUAAAGCAGCCUUACAAUUGAUGUUUGUUUUCAUUCAGAACUAUGAUGGAGCAUUUUAAUCUAGACUGAUAAACACUAUAAGACAGUUAGCACCAAUCACGUUAUCAAAAUAUGUGACAUUUUGAACUUUUAGGCUCUGGAGUCUGU
Xiphias gladius (swordfish) is the source of this 4421-nucleotide messenger RNA. RefSeq names its product protein Dok-7-like. The record is from RefSeq and is a predicted model, not a curated record. The transcript is spliced from 13 exons. Lineage: Eukaryota; Metazoa; Chordata; Actinopteri; Istiophoriformes; Xiphiidae. Bases 101 to 2776 code for a protein of 891 amino acids. Gene Ontology annotation, biological process: positive regulation of protein tyrosine kinase activity; neuromuscular junction development. Gene Ontology annotation, molecular function: protein kinase binding.